AUGGAGAAAUAUUUCAAAAGAACUUCAUCAUUGGAGAUUGGAUCCCAAAACAAUUCAUCGACUUCUUCUAACAAGAGGAUAUUUUUAGAAUUCGAAGUAGAGAGCCUCAUAGCAGAUCCAGGACAACAACCAAAGAUUUCAAGUUAUCAUCCGAAUGACAGAGACAAAGUUAGAUGUGCAUAUUUGCAAAAAGGUCCUUGUCAACUAAGGAAUCAUGAUUUUUCACAAACUGCUUGUGGUUCUUCUUUUCGAAGAUUUAAUCCUAAUUGGUUUGAUGAUUAUGGCAAUUGGUUAGAGUAUAGUAUAUCAAAAGAUGCUAUUUUUUGUCUUUGUUGUUAUCUUAUGAAACCUGAGACUGAAGGUGGCGAUGCUUUUGUAACCAAUGGCUUUUCAAAUUGGAAAAAAAAGGAGAGAUUACAAACUCAUGUUAGGAUUCAUGAUAGUGCUCAUAAUCAAGCUUGGAGAAAAUAUGAAGCACUUAUGAAACCAAAACAACAUAUUAUACGUGGCCAAGGAUAUAAUGGUGCAAGUAAUAUGCAAGGAGAAUUUAAUGGUUUAAAAACUUUGAUAUUGAAAGAAAAUUCUUAUGCUUUCUAUGUACAUUGCUUUGCUCACCAACUUCAGUUAGCUCUUGUAACGGUUGCAAAAAAACAAGUUGAAAUUGCUUUGCUUUUUAAUUUGUUAACCAAUUUGUGCAAUGUUGUUGGAGCUUCGUGUAAACGAAGAGAUAUGCUUCAUGAUAGUCAGAUGACUAAGACAAUUGAAGCAUUAAAAACUUUGAAAAGAGCUGGAGAUACUAGAUGGGGUUCACACUAUGGAACUAUACUUAGAUUAAUUUCUUUGUUUCCUUCCGUGGUCAAUGUUCUUGAAUAUGUUGAGGAAGAUGGAAAUAAUUCAGAACAAAGAGCUGAAGCAUUUACUAAUGAAUUAUCUCAAGCAUUACAAAUGAAUGAUCAAAACAUUGUAAAUGCUAUGGCAUUGGUUAAAGUGUCUAAGCAACGGUUGCAAACUAUAAGAGAUGAUGGUUGGUCUCUUUUAGUUGACGAAGUCUCAUUGUUUUAUGACAAAUAUAAUAUUACUGUUCCAAAAAUGGAUGAUAUAUUUGUGUCACAAGGAAGAUCAAGACGCAAAGCUCAAAAGAUCUCAAAUUUGCAUCAUUUUCAAGUUGAGAUAUUCUAUCAAGUAGUUGAUAGACAACUUCAAGAACUCAACAACCGUUUUAUAGAGGUGAAUACUGAAUUACUUCUUUGUAUAGCUUGUCUGAAUCCAAGACACUCAUUUCUUGCAUUUGAUAAGGAGAAGUUAAUCCAGUUAGCUCAAUUCUAUCCAUUAGAAUUUUCUUCUACUCAACUUUUGGCACUUGAUAGUCAACUUGAGAACUUCAUACUAGAUGUGCGUUCUGAUGAUCAAUUCUCAAACUUAAAUGGGAUUGGUGCUCUUUCUCAGAAAUUGGUUGAGACUCGAAAAAAUAUUGUUUAUCCAUUAGUGUUUCUUCUUUUGAAGUUAGCUUUAGUUUUUCCUGUAGCAACUGCAUCAGUUGAAAGAACCUUUUCUGCUAUGAACAUCAUAAAGAGUCGGCUUCGCAACCGUAUGGGAGAUGAAUUUUUAAAUGAUUGUUUAGUGACAUACAUAGAAAGAGAAACAUUUGAUUGUAUUGACAAUGAAAAGAUUCAAUCUUUCCAAAAUAUGAAAUCCAGAAGAAUGGAAUUUUAA
Arachis ipaensis is the source of this 1713-nucleotide messenger RNA. RefSeq lists its product as uncharacterized. Gene Ontology annotation, molecular function: protein dimerization activity. The record is from RefSeq and is a predicted model, not a curated record. NCBI's taxonomy places the organism in Eukaryota, Viridiplantae, Streptophyta, Magnoliopsida, Fabales, Fabaceae.